Messenger RNA from Sesamum indicum (sesame), 885 nucleotides. NCBI's taxonomy places the organism in Eukaryota, Viridiplantae, Streptophyta, Magnoliopsida, Lamiales, Pedaliaceae. The record is from RefSeq and is a predicted model, not a curated record.
GCAGUGCUUGAGAUGCAUACAAGAACUCGACCGCUGCACGGACUACUAAUUCACCUGAUGGCGACGGGGCGGAACAUGAGAGUUGAAGGAGGCGUAACAGAGGAAAGGUUCGAGAUGGAGUCAUGCUUUCGGCACUUCACUGCGAAUUACUAUCCAUCUCGGCCGGAGUUUGAGGAGCCGAUUCCGAUGCAACCUGAUACCAAUCAGCACGUAUUUUUCACAACAUUUAUGCAUAAUGGAGAGGCUGGAUUGGAGUUCUCCCGCGUCAUAUAUGGCGAGCGGAUCCCUCGGAAUAAGUGGUCCAGGAUCCGGCAGGCCCCUCCCCAUGCUGUUUUGGUUCACGCUGGUUAUCCCGUUGAGGUAUACAACAACGGAUAUUACAGGACUGUGAAGUUGAGAGCAUUUGUAAAUACGCAAGCUCAACCUAGCAUAACAGUUGGCCUAUCCAUCGGACCGGGGCUUAAUGCCAUGGUUCGGACAGCUCCUGAGGUGGAAGAAAGAUCCCAAAAGCCUUCUUGUUAUAGUCCAAUGAAAUACAUAGAGAUCAUGGAAAUAAUGGAGAACAAUCGGCUUCAUGGCAGGAUUUUCGACAAGGAACAGGUGAAUUAUAAAGCCCAGCAAGAGUAGUUUAAUUUAAUUCGUAGAUCAAAUCGUCAUGCAACCUGCAGCAGAUACUAAUCAGCAUGCAUGCAUGCAUGGGCUUUUCACAAAUAUUCAUGCAUGAUCGAUGGGGAGAAAACCCUAAAUAUAUAUGUUGUCUGAAUAAUUCAAGAGUCAGGUUUAAUGUUGCCUAGCUUACUCAGACAAUAGGUAGUCGGAAUGUGAACGUGUAUAAUAUGAUGAAUACUGAAAGAUGUGUGGCAAUUAUUCAGUGGUUUAAGCAGA